This is a messenger RNA of Abrus precatorius (Indian licorice), 1422 nucleotides long. Its product is annotated as protein trichome birefringence-like 19. The record is from RefSeq and is a predicted model, not a curated record. Gene Ontology annotation, cellular component: Golgi apparatus. NCBI's taxonomy places the organism in Eukaryota, Viridiplantae, Streptophyta, Magnoliopsida, Fabales, Fabaceae. The transcript has 2 exons. The coding region runs from base 48 to 1358 and encodes 436 amino acids. Gene Ontology annotation, molecular function: O-acetyltransferase activity.
CCUUCAAUCUCUCUCUCUCUCUCUCUUCUCUUUCUCCCUCGUUCCAAAUGAAGUUCCAAGUUGUAGAGCUUCUAUUUGGUAAAAACACCCCAAAACAAAUGAUCCCAAAAGUAACUUUACUAGCAGUGUUUGCUGUACUUGUAUUUACUGUCACCCCACUAUCCUACCCUUUGUUUAGAUACUCUUCAUCCGUGAAGGACAAACAAUCUAAGCAAGCAUCAUCUGCAUUUGAUGAUUUGAAUGAGUCAGCAAGCUUGCCCUCAACUUCUAUAAAGAAGUGUGACAUUUUCACUGGUGAAUGGGUUCCGAACCCAAAGGCUCCAUAUUACACAAACAAAACAUGCUGGGCAAUUCAUGAACACCAAAAUUGCAUGAAGUAUGGUAGACCAGACUCUGAGUUCAUGAAAUGGAAGUGGAAGCCAAAUGGAUGUGACCUUCCAGUGUUCAACCCUUUCCAGUUCCUAGAAAUUGUUAGGGGAAAAUCCAUGGCAUUUGUUGGAGACUCAGUUGGCAGAAAUCAGAUGCAGUCCAUGAUUUGCCUCCUAUCAAGGGUAGAAUGGCCCAUAGAUGUAUCAUAUAAAAGAGAUGAUUAUUUUAUGCGGUGGAGGUACCCUAGUUAUAACUUCACCAUGGCUGCUUUUUGGACAACCCAUUUAGUCAGAUCCGAUGAAGCAAAUACAAAGGGUCCAGGCCCAACUGGCCUCUGCAACCUUUAUCUUGAUGAGCCAGAUGAGAAAUGGAUAACCCAAAUUAAAGAUUUUGACUAUGUAAUUUUCAAUGGAGGACAUUGGUUUACAAGGUCAAUGGUGUUUUAUGAGAAACAAAAAAUUGUUGGAUGUCAUUACUGCCUUUUGGAAAAUGUCCCUGACUUGACCAUGUACUAUGGCUAUAGAAAGGCUUUUAGGACUGUGUUUAAAGCCAUAAAUAGACUAGAGAACUUUAAGGGCACAGUAUUUCUUAGGACAUUUGCACCAUCUCAUUUUGAGAAUGGUUUGUGGAAUCAAGGUGGAGAUUGUGUUAGAACUAAGCCAUUUAAGAGCAAUGAAACACAAUUAGAGGGCCUCAAUUUGGAGUUUUAUAUGAUUCAAUUGGAGGAAUUCAAAAUUGCCGAAAAAGAAGCCAGAAAGAAGGGUUUGAAAUACAGGUUACUUGAUAUCACACAACCAACAUUGUUGAGACCAGAUGGUCAUCCAAGUAGAUAUGGACAUUGGCCAAAUGAAAAUGUGACAUUGUACAAUGAUUGUGUACAUUGGUGCUUGCCAGGACCUAUAGACACAUGGAGUGAUUUUUUAUUAGCAAUGCUGAAGAUGGAGGGUGUGAGAUCAGUUGAAGAGAGACUUCAUUUGCGAAGAGGUUGACAAAUGAAAUGGGUUUUAUUUAUUUAUCAUUUUUUUUUACCUAAUCUGGCUUGUAAUUGUAAGC